Opisthorchis viverrini is the source of this 2211-nucleotide messenger RNA. RefSeq lists its product as hypothetical. The coding region runs from base 937 to 2007 and encodes 356 amino acids. The transcript has 4 exons. The record is from RefSeq and is a predicted model, not a curated record. Lineage: Eukaryota; Metazoa; Platyhelminthes; Trematoda; Opisthorchiida; Opisthorchiidae.
CUUCUCAUUAACGUGACGCCCCUUGUAGUUUCGUACCCACUUGUUGGUAACAAGGCUUCUUUUAGGCCUUGUUUGACCCAUGUCAAACCCAACUGGUGGAUCAGUGACCGGUGCCACCUCUCUUUUCCGACCUUCUAUACUUACGGUCACCUCUGAUUUUUCUCACCCGGCAAAUGGCUUGUCCACAGGAGCUGGAGAUGCGACAGGUCAUCAGACAACUGCACUUCCCAUUAUUGAGCCAGCGACGACUAUACAUGGAGUCGAUCCACAACCCGUACCCAACGUCGAAAAAUCAGUGCCUAGCGACUAUGUGUUUGGUUCUAACAUUUCUUCUCGUGUUGUGAAUGCUGACACUACUCACGGGGCCUCUUCUAGCCUCCUAACUGUGACCUCGACCAGUCCUUUGAGCCAGCGACGACUAUACAUGGAGUCGAUCCACAACCCGUACCCAACGUCGAAAAAUCAGUGCCUAGCGACUAUGUGUUUGGUUCUAACAUUUCUUCUCGUGUUGUGAAUGCUGACACUACUCACGGGGCCUCUUCUAGCCUCCUAACUGUGACCUCCGACCAGUCCUCCUCCUCUGUAUUCACCGAAUUAGCUAAAGCUGUUUCCUCAAAACCCAUUGAGUCUAACUCCAAAACGCUUGCUGAUUCUGUGAACAAGAUAACGGAAGACCAAAAACAUUCGGCUUUGAACUUAUCGGAAAUUGACCCAGUUACUGGAGAAGAAGAUGAACUCCCCAUAUUUCGACAACAUUGCCGUGCGUACAUAUUUGAUACGGAGAAGCAGAAAUGGAAUGGUUUGGGUGGAAGUCACUUUCAUUUAAAUGACUCCAGGCCAGAGGGGCUACCAGACCAAUCUGGUUUUCGAUCGCGUAUAGUGGUGCGUUUAGCCUCGACUAGGCGAGUGAUAAUAAAUAGCCCUAUAUGGGCAGACAUGCCAGUGGCCCUUGUCAAUUCUCGAAAUCUUCGAAUAGGCGCAAUCAGUGAAGAUGGGGGACAUAUUCGAAGUUAUCUCUUCACGUUUUCUUCGGAUGAACUGGCGUGUACAUUAUUUGAUUUACUCUCUGUUCGCAAGGAGAAAGUCGAACCGCUCAAGAAAGUCGAAUCGCCUCCCAACACAAUAGGCCAUAAACGUUCUGCUGACGUACCGGCAGGUGGUCCAAGUCCCAAGCUAGCAACUCGAAACUCCACUGCUUCGGAUAUCCGGUGUUCCCAACCCGAUUCCAACGACCAUACUACUGCCCAUUUCCCUCAAUCCGUUUUUACCCCAAAUACAGAUGAACCGGAUGUCCCAGCAGGUGGAACUCCAGCCAAGGUUUCCGAUGAUUCGGUCAAACCACCGUGUAAAUCAACCCUUGUCAGCACGGUCAAUACCGUUGUUGAACAAUUCCGCAAAUUUCGUUCCCAGAAUUUCCUGGAUUUCUCGCGUUCGCCACAGGUUAUUGACCCAGAAGAUGGAUAUAUCGCUCUAGAGUUGAAUUGUCAACUUUAUUCUUUCGAUGAGGAAAAACGCGACUGGCUGCAACGUGGAGCUGUCGAUAUAUGUGUCAUAGAUGUAUCAUCUGAAUCAGCUUCCCUGUCCAGUUGCGCUGACGACAAUCCGCGAAAUACCACCAUACCUGCUCAAUCCUUUUUGACUAUUAAUACGGCUGGGACCCACAACUUGUUAACGGCAAUUCCUGUUUGGUCUGGUACGACUGCCUGCUUGGUAGAUGAGCGUGUUGUCCAGCUGAUUACGGCGAUGCCGGGUUACAAGGGUGAUGACAGCUCAGCAGUUACGCCAGAAGUCAGCGCCUAUUUGAUCGUGAUGCAGUCACCUGAAGCUGCUACAAAGUUCUAUCAAACAGUUGUAUCGCGUAUUGACUCAGUGAAAGAACAUUAUUCUCGGCAGCGGAGGGAGGCUUCAUGUGAUCUGUUUUCUGAGGUACAUGCGGCAUCAGAAACGAGUCAGCCUCAACCUUCCACAGAUCCACUAAAAACUGCUUCGCCCAACCGAUCCGUUUGAGUUGAACUUACUACCUGAUCAGCACUCCCUUCUGAUAUCCGUGCUAGUUGGGAGUGUGUUAGCCAGCUGUCGCCCUUGCUAACACUCCUCUUUGUUCCAUACCGUCUUCCCAAUGCCAAAAUCUUGGUGUCUGCCAAGGUGCCCUGCAACCUCUCCACAGGGUGGCCCGCUUUUUUCCAUAACCUGUACUGUUGAACAUAUACU